GGCUUCUAUUCUUGUAAAGGAGACCAUAACAGCCCUUGCCUGGUCUACGUCAGUUUCAACCAGAAGAUCUACAUCUAUUGGGACGUGCAGUUAGAAAGGAUGGAGUCCACCAAUUUGCUGAAGACGCUCGAGAAUAAUUCUGAAUGCGGAGAACUCCUGCUUCGGCUGGAUAUAGCCAAAGAUGACGUUUCAGCCGUCAAGGAUCUGAUUCACAAGACCUUAUACUUCCCCAAGAAAGCUGUUAAGUAGUCUCGGCGCGGAAGAAACUCCAUCACCAGCACUCUUGAUAUGCUUCGCCGGGCUCCUUAAGACUCCGAUGUCCUGUGUUCCAGUCCUGCCAGGGCGUAAUCAGGAACGAGCAACUUGCAACGGAAGUUUUACGAGCCCUGGUGGCGCAGUGGUUAGAAUACAGUAUUGCAGACUGGCUCUGCCCACUGCCAGCAGUUCGAUGCUGACC
Messenger RNA from Thamnophis sirtalis, 457 nucleotides. Lineage: Eukaryota; Metazoa; Chordata; Lepidosauria; Squamata; Natricidae. The record is from RefSeq and is a predicted model, not a curated record.